AUGAAACAAGUGCUUCAAGCCCAACCGUUGGCAUUUCUACAUGAAAAUGUUCCUUCUUUUCCUAUUGGCGAGUUGGAGCGAAUCUUAGGCCGUGACUACAUCGUGGAAUCGGUGCAGUUGGACCCGACUGAUUGUGGGUUUCCUGUCCAGCGCAAAAGACAGUAUGCUUUGGCAGUGCACAGAUCCUGCAUGAAAUUCAGUGGCCUCAGCCGGUUCGUCAGCGAUUCGUGUGACUUGCUUGGACGCCUGAAUUUGGUUCUUGACGACUUUUUGCUCGACAGCUGUCCGAUGAGCAAAGCAGAUAUCCAACUGAGUUUGGCAAAAACUCAAAAAAAUUGGGUGCGGUAUUAUUUGAAGAAGUUUUCCAAUUCGUGUGUGAUCGAUUUGACCCAAAAUCCAGAGAAACGCCCUCGAAAAGGCAUUACAAAAAUGCCAACCUUGACCACUUCUUGUUCCAAAAUGCUCCAUGUGCAGUCUGGAAGGUUCUUCGUUGGCAUGGAGUUGGCAUUGUUGCAUGGCAUGCCGGUCACUGACAGCACGGCAAAACAACUCCGUGUGAACACAUUCAAUGUGAAUGUCGACACGGUGAGCAAUGUUGCCCUGUGUGCACGGGUCGGCAAUUCGAUGCACUGUGCAUCUGUUGGCAUGGUGCUAGCUGCAGUGCUGACAUGCUUGCGGCCACACGAGAAGUGA
Molecule: messenger RNA, 693 nt
Organism: Durusdinium trenchii
Lineage: Eukaryota; Dinophyceae; Suessiales; Symbiodiniaceae
Source: the annotation of a GenBank genome assembly